AUGCACCAUACUCACCCGCCCCUCCACACAGAGACUUUCGACUUCCGGUACGGCCGAGUAGGCGUAAAUAGAAAGCAAUUGCGGGCCUUGUUCCAUGGCCAAGUAAACCAAGUGCGAUGGAGCGAGCGCGCUGCCGUUCUCAACCACAUCUUUUCUCACUACGUCAAUGGAGACAGGGAGCCGUGCUGCAAUGCGCGCAAGCUACUUCUGUAUGACUCAUCGAAAGUCAAUGACUCAAACGAACAGAAACUUCCAAUCAUCCUUGUUGGCCACGACAUCCCUUCGGAUCUUCUCUCGUUGAACAAGGCGGGUAUCAGCAUAAAUGACAUAGCCACCGUGACCGCGAUCAUCGACACGCAGAAGCUUGCUCGCGAGAUGUACAAGGCUGACGAUCCUGGAUGGAAUGUAUCGCUCCGAACGCUAUGUCGCCUGGUCGGUAUGAUACCUACAAAGUUGCACGAUUGCGGGAACGAUGCUGCGUGGACGCUACUUGUGCUUUUCAGUCUCGCUGCGAAGCUGAUCAGCGAGGAUGACGCAGGGAGAGAAAUACUAGAGGAGGUUGUAAGAGAAGGUGCACGCGAUAGUAAGACUAGGAAGCAAAGGAACAAGGGAAGUAGAGUGGGGAAUAAAGAAGAUCAGGUGGACUGGGCGGACAAUCUCGUUGUUGAAGUUCCUUGA
Molecule: messenger RNA, 678 nt
Organism: Alternaria incomplexa
Lineage: Eukaryota; Fungi; Ascomycota; Dothideomycetes; Pleosporales; Pleosporaceae
Exons: 1
Coding region: 1-678 (225 amino acids)
Molecular function (GO): nucleic acid binding
Source: RefSeq, a predicted model, not a curated record